Molecule: messenger RNA, 8947 nt
Organism: Gambusia affinis (western mosquitofish)
Lineage: Eukaryota; Metazoa; Chordata; Actinopteri; Cyprinodontiformes; Poeciliidae
Gene: sema3e
Product: sema domain, immunoglobulin domain (Ig), short basic domain, secreted, (semaphorin) 3E
Exons: 16
Coding region: 984-3449 (821 amino acids)
Biological process (GO): neural crest cell migration; positive regulation of cell migration; axon guidance
Molecular function (GO): chemorepellent activity; semaphorin receptor binding
Source: RefSeq, a predicted model, not a curated record
GUAUUUCUCAAAGGAAGGAAAAGUCCCUCAGAAUGGGAGAGGAACUCUUAGUACACAGUUGCCCUGGAGGGAGAAAGAGAUCUUAAGACAGUCUCGAGGAAGACGAAAUAAUAUUUUAGCCCUUCUGACUGAUUUAAACUACCCACAUUGUCAGCUAUUUUACUCCCAUAGGCCUUCCCCCACCGCACAGUGGCAGGUGGCCUCAGAUCAGUAGAUGUGGUAGAAACCAUCUUACCUGACUGACAGAGGUUUGGAUCCUCCCCUAUUACUUAAGCAGGCAACAGAGUUAAGAGCUGAAGCUUCACUUUGCUGAGAGACUGCACGCCAGGCACGAGGCUCCCUACUCCUCCCCUCUACCACUCUGUCUUUUACUGGGCUCUUGUCCAGAGAAUGACUGGCCCCAGCGGACCUGCGAGGAGGAUCACACGCUGAAGACACAGAACAGCAGCUCUUACUCUGCAGACUGGGAUUUUACAAAUCAGCAGCUCAAACACUAUACGGGAUUCAGAGACUGGCUUGCAAUUUUUCCACUUUUUUUUUUUCUUCAUCAGAUCAUAAACAGUGGAGCAAACGCUGCACUUGCUGACAGCUAAAAAAAAAACAAACAAAAAAAAAACAGACGGACUGACAUAUGGACAGAGAGCUGUGAGCACUGCGGCGUGAAUGUAGCAACUGGACUUCUCUUCUCUCUGGUUGCUAAGACCAAACAAGGAUAAUAGCCAAAGCACUAUCCUUUCCACCAAAGGUAGUGGGUGGAUGCAGCUUUCAGCAGGCUGCUAUAGGGGAGAGCAGUCACUGCAUAGAGGCUGCCUGUAAAGCUGAUCAACAGAGAGGUGACUCUGAGAAAAUGCUCUGCUACCUUCAACUACAUUCUUCUUGAAUACUGUGGAAAUAUAUACAAAUACCUGUGGAGUUUCAACAUUUUUUGGACUUUGCUGCUCCUGCUGAGUGGACACAAAGCUUUUUAACCUAAUGCCUAUAAAAUGCUUAUCUUAGAGAUCAUGGCAGGAUGGAUUAGGUCUGUAAAUCUGUCACUGAUGCUGCUGUGUCUUAUUCAGCUGGGAAUGGCUCACACUAAGCACAGUAUAUACCCAAGGAUACGACUCUCCCACAAAGAGCUUUGGCAGAUGAACAGGACCUGGAUCUUCCAGGGACGUGGAGUGCCUCUUCAGCCCCAGACCAUGCUGUUGGAUGAGAGCCAUCAAAGGCUUUAUGUUGGUGCCAAGAAUGCUUUGUUCUCCCUCAACUUGGACAGAGUGAAUGCUCACUACAGACAGAUUAACUGGGCGAGUACUGAAUUUCAGAUAGAGGAGUGUAUGAUGAAGGGAAGGGAAAAGCCUGAAUGUGCAAACUACAUUAAAGUCCUGCAAAAGUACAACCAGACUCAUUUGCUGGUCUGUGGAACAGGAGCCUUUAAUCCCAUCUGUGCCUUGGUCAAAGUAGGACACAAAGGGCAGGAAACUAUGUUUGCUGUUGAAGAGGAGAGUGUUACGAGUGGGAAGGGACGCUGUCCAUUUGACCCCAACAGUUCUUGCAUGUCAACACUUCGCAGAGGAGAGCUCUAUAUUGGCCUGUAUACUGACUACUGGGAGAAUGAUGGUGCUUUGUGUCGACUUAACAAUCACACCUACACACGCACCGAAAGAAACGACAGGCAGCAGCUCAACGAGCCCAAGUUUGUGGGGUCAGCAGUUAUCCCUGACAAUGAUGACAGAGAUGAUGAUAAAGUUUACUUUUUCUUCACUGAGCGGGAGACUGAUGGAGAAGGAGUGAACCGGGGAAUCCUUACUCACAUUGGGCGUGUGUGUGCGAAUGACCAAGGAGGACAGCGAAUGCUGGUAAAUAGAUGGAGCUCUUUCCUGAAAACUCGCCUCAUCUGUUCUGUGCCUGGACCAAAUGGCAUUGAUACACACUUUGAUGAUCUUGGUAAGAAUACAGCAAUAUGCCUUAAAUUCCAUCAGGAAUGGAAGAAAAGGCCAAACAUCAAACUCACUUUUGUCUGUUUUCUUUUAGAGGAUGUGUUUGUGCUCACAAAGAAAGAUGAAAAAAACCCAGAAAUAUUUGGCCUCUUUAGCACAACAAGUGCUGUGUUUAAGGGCUAUGCUGUGUGUAUGUAUCAUAUGGAAGACAUAAGAGCAGCCUUCAAUGGACCAUUUGCAUACCGAGAGAAACUUGAGCAUCACUGGACACCAUAUGAAGGAAGAGUCCCAUACCCUCGACCUGGAUCUUGUGCCAGUAAAGUGAAUGGUGGAGGUUUCUCCAGCUCAAAGGAGUUUCCCGAUGAGGUUUUGCGGUUCGUACGCUCUCAUUCUGUGAUGUAUCGUCCCGUCCUUCCACAUCACCACAGACCCAUUCUCCUGCAGCCAGAGCCAGGCAGAAGAAAGCUGACCCAGAUUGCAGUAGACAAAGUCCAAGCACAGGAUGGACACUACCAUGUUCUCUACAUUGGCACUGAUGACUCUGUGGUUUUGAAAGUUAUCACCAUCUACAACAAAGACACAGUAGAGGAGGUGCUGCUGGAGGAGCUGCAAAUUUUCAAGGUCCCAGCUCCAAUCAAAGAGAUCAUAAUAUCACCCAAAAGGCAACAGCUGUAUGUUGGGUCAGAAGUCGGUGUUGCACAAGUCAGACUACAUCAGUGUGACCUCUAUGGUUCAGCAUGUGCUGACUGCUGUCUGGCUAGAGACCCAUACUGUGCCUGGGAUGGUCUCACCUGCUCCAGAUAUUACCCAGCUGGAGUUUACACCAAGAGCAGACGAUUCAGGCGACAGGAUGUUCGCCAUGGCAACGCCGUACAGCUGUGCAAUGGACUGCAAAUUGAUGAUGAACAAUGGCAGAGGGCUGAGGAGAGACUAAUGUACAGCAUUGAGAGCAACACCACUUUACUGGAAUGUGUCCCUCGAUCACUUCAAGCUAAGGUCCUCUGGUUCUUGGAGAAAGGAGGUGAAAAACAUGAGAUAAUAGGUGAUGAACGAGUCAUCGUGACGUCUCACGGGCUUCUGUUCUUACACGUGAGGAGCUCUGACGCUGGCAUGUAUGUGUGUCAGACUGUGGAACACGGAUAUGUGCACACAUUACUGCGUGUCAACCUGCAUGUGCUCCGAGAAGAGAUUCUUCAGACGGCAAUGCACAAGCCUAAUGAUGGAGACGGAGUUUCAGCUCAAUGCCACUCUAUCCUAGUCCCUGCACCUGCCCCCAGUGUCAACCCUCGAUCUCUGCAACCACCUUCAGUCCCAGCAUCCAACUCUAGGCUCUGGUACAAGGAGUUCCUCCAGCUAAUUGGUUACGGUGAUGCUCAGAAAGUGGAGGAAUACUGCGAGAGAGUGUGGUGCUCUGUUAAGAAACGCAAAAAGACCAAAAGGAAGUAUGUUUCUUUAGGUGGUGAGAAGAAAGGAAAAGGAAUGGGAGAUGCGAACUCCCACAGAGCUCCCAGGCACACUUUUGACACCUGAGGACAACAAAGACUCACAACACAUAAACACACAUGCACGCACACUGUGUAAAGUUCAUACUUUGUGUUUGCACCAUGUAAGAAGUAUAUGCUGUACGUUCAACAAGAGCUGCAAGAGAUAGAGUAGCAGAUUGCCUUACAAUUGUAGCUGCAUUUACCACUGAGGUCUUUUAUGGUUAAUUUAAAUGUCACAUCUUGUCUUUUUCUGUGAUGUAACCCUAUUAUUUACUGUAGACCCUGGAGGAACACACACAGACAUCACCAUUAGUACAGAAAAGAGACUCUCAUGGGAAAAGAUGGACAAAAUUGUGUAAAGUUUCCUCUGAUCAGUGAGACACACCAUGUAGGCUGAUCAAUCAGGACCCUGCCAGACUGCUUCUUUACAUCUCAGCCUUUCUCAACACUUCACUGAGUGGCAGUAAUGACAUUUUCUGUAAAAUAUGAGAAAAAAAAAUUAUAAUGUCAAACAUAAUUUUAAGUUGCAUGGUAAAUUAUUUUCUUGAUUUUUACACUGAGCUAUUUUGAUGUAAUAAUGUCAAAAACUGGAAGAUAGAUUGCUAUUCUGCUUGAAUGGUCAUAAGGCUAUGAGUUGAUAGAGUGAGACCGUAAGCAGUAUGUGUGGUUAUAAUGUUCACUAGAGUACACAUUUUAACAAGAUGUUUACAUACAUAGUAUAAGAAAGACACACAAACCUUUUCCAUUGUGUACUUGUUUGACAUGAAAUCAGUUUAAACUUUUCCUGUUUUAGUUCAAUUAGGAUUACCAAAGUUAGUUCUAUUUGCUAAAUGUUAGAAUUUGAUAAUAACAAUGAGAAGAUUUUAAAGAUAAUUUACAUUGCUUUCUUUAAAUUCAGAAGUUCAUGUAAAUCUUCUUAGUAUUUGGUAACAAAACAUUUCAUCUGUAUGACUUUUAUCAAAUGUUUUGAGUAUUCUUCAGCAAGCUUUUUACUACAGUUUGCCAGAACUUACAACUUUUUGUAAGCAGAGCUUACAAAGUCCAGGCUUUAUCAGAUUGUUUAAAAUAAUAAUAUUCCUUGUGUGUGUAAACUUUUGACUUUGAAGAAAGUAAUAAAUGACAAAAAUUCACAAUUUGGCAAAAAAGUAAAUAAUAAAAAUUUACAAUCUGGCACAAAUACAACUAGCUUUAAUAAUCCUUAGUGACCUAAAAUGUCAGAAGUUUACUCUGAUUGAAUAAUAGGCAGUAAGAAAAAAUGUUCCACAUCAUAUUGCACAGUGUUUGUAUUUACCUAGUGUCAACUGUUGCAAUACCACUGUCAUGGGUAUUUUGAGGCAUGUUUCAAAUAUAACUAUGCCCCCCAAGAGUACAAAUACUAUUUAUGCACUUGUAAAACCUAUUUCAAUACAUAAAAAAAUAUCUUACCAGUGAAUUUUUUUAUUUAUCUACUCUUACCUCUGGUACUGCUGAAGGUUUAUUCAAGUGAUUCAGUUGUGCGUAUUGUGUUUUGUAUUUGCUUUGAGGUUAUUUCUGUGUAGAUCUGGUUAUAUCUAUGUAAUCAAAUUGUAAUUUUUCCUUCUCUUGUGACUUUUUGUUCCCCCUAUAUCAAGUCCCGUUUUGAUUGACAAACCAUCUGAUGUUGCAAAUGAGAGGCAUAGUUAUCACAAAUAGUUAAAUCUCAUUUUCCUCUGGAAAAAAAAUAGAAACAAAUAAAUGUUUCAGCAGCCAUUCAGGCAUGUCAUUAGCAAAACAGAAGAGAUAUGAAUAUUCAUUUGAUUCUAAGAUGAUAGAAUCAACCAGAUGUUUUGUUUGAAAGCUUGUACUAGUUGUGCUCAUUUCUGUACUCAGUGGGAUCAUGUAUGCCUUUUCUCAGUUUGUGCAUUAUUUAUUGAUUUCUAUAUUGACUGUUUUGACUGCAUCUAAGGGGUAUUCAUAAUGUGGUAAGACAACUGUUACAUAUCUGUCAAAAGCUUAUAUCAGCAUUAUAUUCCUUAACUAUUAUAGUGGUACAACCUCAAUAUUGUGAAAAUUGUGUAGAUUUUACCCUUAAAAUGCCUGCAAUUAAAAACAGGACUACUUUUCCUCCUUGCUGUUACCUGGUUUAAAGAAAGAAUUAAUAAAGGAUAUUCUAAGCUCAGGCACACAUAUAAAGAAAAAAAGAAUAAAAACAUGUUUUACAUUCUUCCGUGUUCCCAUUACAGUAUCGAAAAAUGAAUUAAGGUUUCUUUGGUAAGUGAACCAAUUAAGUUACCGCUGCCAUAUUUAUAUAGAUCUUUUAGUUACUGGCUUAUUUGCAGACCCAGUCCUAAUUUGGGCUCUUCUCUUAGAAUGGACAACAAACCAAAUGAGGGACAUUGAAAAAAAAAUAAUCACAAAACAUAAGUAUUCAAAGUAAAGUAAAACACCUAAAAUUAGAUAUGAGUGCAUGUGUUGCUAAGCUAACUAUGGACAGAUUUCCAAAAGAAGAAAAAAAAACUGUGAAACCUGAACUGCUCAAUAGAUCUCAAAUAGAUAGGCAAUGUCUGACAGAGGAUACAGAAUGAGCAAAUAUUUUUCUUAACAGAAUGUAAGAAUUACCAUUUCAGAUAGCUCUGGUUGAUGUGUGGCUGUUUUGCAAUUUACUAACAUAAAUACAGCUUGCAAAGAAGUCAAUGGAUUUGUGCAGAAAUGCAAAGAGAAAAAAAAAACAAAGAGUAUCAAUAAUACAUGUGAUAAACUAAACAUUAGCAAUAAUAAUGUUUACUAAAGUUGCAUUUGGAAACCAGGGAGAUGAUUUUGUCAUCAAAGACAUCUAAGAAACAGUUCAUGUUCAUGACUAAAUAAUUCUAUGACAUGGAUAGACUUGAUGUGUGCAAGCAGUCUGCAGAGUUUGUAUUUAAAAGUUUCUAUUUUCUGUCUGUAGAUAUUUCUGGUUUUGUUAAGGUUCAAAAGUCUCAGUGUUGGAUGAGCUGCUUAUUCAGAGUGGACUCUGGGCAAGGGUUGACACUUUAUGCCAAGCUUGUCUCUGUGUUUGCUCUCUUAUGGUCUCAUCACAUUUGUUGGACAACUUAGAGACUUUACAGUCCUAUUGCAAAAGAGGAGAUAGAAUCAGUGUAAAUGGACUAAAUCCGAGUUGUAAGAAAUUUACAUACAGUUUAAAAAAACUAAAGAAAACAUAUUGACUGCCAACAACUAGUUGGAAUUUUUCUUCCCUCCACUCUGAGAGCUCUCUAGGACCCUAUAACUCAUUCAUAUUCUGUCUUGGUCCACCUGAGUCGGCAGGGUGCUGAAGGCAUCUGUGAAUGGAAUUCAUGCUGCUGAUUUAUUCCACAUGGCUACCAUAGCAACAGACUCUGAACCAGUUCAACUAGCUUCCUCUUCAACGCUCCCUCUUUUCUCUAUAUCAGAUUUAAAUACUAUGAGCAUGAUACAUAGUUCUGUGGAGCCAAAGGUCUUUGUAGUUACUGAAUAUGCAGAUUCUAAUGUACACAAAUGGACUGGUUAUUCUGGUUAGGCUCGAGAUUACAUUUGACUUCUUAGAGGAUCUUCUCUUCCUGUACAGCUAUGCCUGACAGCCAGCUUUUAUAAAUGAUAAAAAGCUACUUUGAAUGUGUUACCCACUACAUGUCAUAGGGAAUUUAUGGAAAACUGUGUGAAGAUGCAAGCAUGAUGUGAUGAAACACUAUUAACCUUUUAUCCAGCCUACUCAGAGAUUAAGACAUCAAAGGUCAUUUCAUUACUAGGCUUUAUCAUGUUUCAGCGGCUGUGCAAAGAUUAUUCCUUUACACAGGAAUAAUCCCCUCCCAGAUCAGUUAUUGUCAAUAGCUUUCGCACCAGGAUGGUUUAUUAUAAGUGAAAACGACACAAAAGGAAGGUGAAAUUAGAGGUGGUGAAAAAAGAACAAAAAGAAAGUUCAUACUUGUCUGCAACAUCACUGCAUAUUUCAUUGCAACAAAGUAAGAAUAGUGAGGCAAAUUAAGUAGAGAUAAUCAUCUGACUAACUCAUUCUCCUGAUUUUUUUUUUUUCCUGGAUUGCUUUGCACCUUAAUCCCCUUAAUAGAACUUCAAUCAAUAGGCUCAUUGCACUUUGUUGUGCUCAGUUAAGCAUGUGAAACAGCAAAGGCUAACAAGAGGAGGCUUCAACCCACAACACAACUGUAAGGAUUCUGGUGUGAUUUUGAAUGAGUCACUCUCAGAGAAAAUCUCCCAGAGGGCAUUUCUGACUCUAAGCAGCCUGCACACCUGUCAAUAAUCACCUCAUCAAGCCUUUGGGGGCUUAAGGAGUGUAGGACUCUUUGCUGGAUAAUUAAUCUUACCAGUAUUUUCUAGCAUUCUAGUGUUUCAAGUUUAGCUUUUAUUGUGAUUUUUAUUUUUUUUUUAAAGAUUGAUCCUUACACACGUUGAAUCAUUUAAUCCUCGUUCGUUGUGCUUCCAGUUUCUUCCAAGCUUGUCCUUUGCAGUUCCAGUGCCCUAAGUCCUUCAAAGCAACUGAUAUAAAACUAUUAUCCACACCACUCUGACUAGAAGUAUUUUCUUCUAAGAUUAAGAAUUUCAACACCCAUUUUCUUCAGUUUGCUUUUGUUAAAAUGACCAUGUCAUACUGAGUAAGCUACCUAUUUCUUGCAUUUUAUGUCAGGCUGUUCUGAGGAAGCAUAUUUUCCUUAACCCACUGUGGAGGAGCACCUAACUAAAGAGAAGUAUUGGAAAAUACAAGGGGAAGGCAAAUUGUGGUUUCUGUUGUUGACCAUAUUCAAGGGAUACCAAGUUUUCUUCAAGGUGCUACAGAGAUUAUGGUAAAUUUAUGUUUGGGUUUUCUGAAACAAAAUGAACAUCGAAACACAGCAGACAAGCAGCUGUGUGUCAACAUAUGCAGUGAGCUAUCUUGCUGACACAGCUGUCUCGGAGGUAGAAUAUUUUCCCUUGGCACCCUCCAUGUUAGAUAAUCAGCAGCAAGGGAGGUGACAGUGACCCCCUAUGUAUGUGUCUGUUUAAUCAGCUGUUGUCCAUGGUAAUUAUUUCUUCUUUUUUCUUAACAACUGACACACUACUCUUUUGUGAGAGUGAAAUAAAUUACUCAUUGAUGCUCAAUAAUUCACAACAAUGUAUGUAUAUUUGCUUCUUUGCCAUUCCUAAGAGAACCUGUGCAUGUAUAAAAGAUGCCUACCCCUCAUCCUCUGAUGUUUUCCACAGCUCUUAUGCCUCACAAGACACAAAAGGCUUUAGAUAGAGGACAUGGGUGGAAAUGGAAUAGAGGAGAGGUGUAGAUCAUCUGGCUUUUUCCUACCACUGAGCCGAGGGAAAACAGGAAACCAAGAAUAAGCCAGUGAGAAGGAAAAAGUGUGAAGUGCAUGAAGCAGUGAAGAAAGAGGAGAGGAACGAGGCUGAGAAAAGAGAAACAUGCUCGCAGGAAGGUGUCUGAUGCGGAGCAUUGUGUUUUAUCACCUUGGGGCUUUGCUUAGCCUUUCGAGGGACUUGUACAUUUAGAAUUACAUUUCUGUCUAUCUAAAAUAUGUGAUCUCAAAAUCUGUCAAAGGAAAGAAUGUGUCUUAAAAUACAUAAAAUUGA